This is a messenger RNA of Acanthosepion pharaonis, 495 nucleotides long. The record is from the annotation of a GenBank genome assembly. NCBI's taxonomy places the organism in Eukaryota, Metazoa, Mollusca, Cephalopoda, Sepiida, Sepiidae.
AUGAAUAAAUCUGUCUGUCUAUAUAUCUAUCUAUUCACAUAUGUCUGUCUGUCUAUCUAUUUAUCAAUAUAUCUAUCUGUAUUCACAUCUAUCGAUCUAUAUUUGUUCACAUCUAUAUAUUUGUUCACCUAUUUAUCUAUAUUUGUUCACCUAUUUAUCUAUAUUUGCACACAUCUAUCUAUCUAUCUAUCUUUUUUCUUUGUUUACAUCUCUAUCUAUCUAUCUAUCUAUCUAUCUAUCUAUCUAUCUAUCUAUCUAUGUUUACAUAACAAUCUAUCUAUCUAUCUAUCUAUCUAUCGAUGUUUACAUAUCUAUCUAUCUAUCUAUCUAUCUAUCUAUCUAUCUAUAUUUUUGCCUUUUCCCAAGUUGAAUAAUUUACCCAUCAAAUUCGUUACUGUUGGGGGUCCGCAUCUUUCGUUCCGAUCUAUCUAUCUAUCUAUCUAUCUAUCUAUCUAUCUAUCUAUCUAUCUAUCUAUCUAUCUAUCAGUUUCCUAG